This is a messenger RNA of Labeo rohita (rohu), 3225 nucleotides long. It is a transcript of the gene bmal1b, whose product is annotated as basic helix-loop-helix ARNT like 1b. The record is from RefSeq and is a predicted model, not a curated record. Bases 231 to 2171 code for a protein of 646 amino acids. The transcript is spliced from 21 exons. Gene Ontology annotation, molecular function: RNA polymerase II cis-regulatory region sequence-specific DNA binding; DNA-binding transcription factor activity, RNA polymerase II-specific; protein dimerization activity. Gene Ontology annotation, biological process: circadian rhythm; regulation of transcription by RNA polymerase II. NCBI's taxonomy places the organism in Eukaryota, Metazoa, Chordata, Actinopteri, Cypriniformes, Cyprinidae. Gene Ontology annotation, cellular component: aryl hydrocarbon receptor complex; nucleus; cytoplasm.
GGAAAGUAGGUCAUAGAGAAUGUAUACUGAUACUGCCUAGCGCCGUCCAUAUUCGCCUGGUUAUACAUGUGCUUUUCUGCCUUCUUUAUGUUCAGUGCCUGUUUUGUGUAUUUCCGCAGAAGCCAGAGCUGUGGAGAAGAGACAGCUGUUUUCUGAGAGGAGGAUCGUGUCAGACAGCCUAAGGAAAUGGUGAAGGAAGAACUGCCCUUGUCUGUCUCUAUUAUGGUCUAAUGGCAGACCAAAGAAUGGACAUCUCCUCCACGAUGAAUGAGUUCAUGUCUCCCAGUUCCACUGAUCUGAUCAGCAGCUCCAUGGGAACGCCGGGCAUGGACUACACCCGCAAAAGGAAGGGCAGCAUCACCGACUAUCAAAUUGAUGGAUUUUCUUUCGAAUCUGAGUCUUCAUGGAUGAGAUUCCUCAUCCCAAGCUCACAGCUCACACAGUCCUCUGAGAGUGAACGGGACAGUAUGGACAUAGACAAGGACAAACAACUUGUAAGGGUCGAUCAGCAGAUUAAGAAUGCAAGGGAGGCUCACAGUCAGAUAGAGAAGAGACGCAGAGACAAGAUGAACAGCUUUAUUGAUGAGCUGGCUUCAUUAGUGCCUACCUGCAAUGCCAUGUCCCGCAAGCUGGACAAACUCACGGUGCUGCGCAUGGCGGUCCAGCAUAUGAAAACACUUCGAGGUGCUGCAAACCCUUAUACUGAAGCUAACUACAAGCCAGCCUUUUUAUCAGACGACGAGCUGAAGCACUUAAUAUUAAGGGCUGCUGACGGUUUUCUGUUCGUUGUGGGCUGUGAUCGGGGAAAGAUCCUUUUUGUGUCAGAGUCUGUCUACAAAAUUUUAAAUUACAGCCAGAAUGACCUGAUUGGCCAAAGUUUGUUUGAUUAUUUGCAUCCUAAAGACAUUGCAAAAGUCAAAGAGCAGCUCUCGUCAUCUGACACAGCCCCACGCGAAAGACUCAUCGAUGCUAAAACUGGGCUGCCGGUCAGGACAGACAUCACUCCUAGUCCCUCCAGACUGUGCUCGGGGGCCCGACGCUCGUUCUUCUGCAGAAUGAAGUGCAACAGGCCCCUUGUCAAAAUGGAAGACAAAGAUUUUCCCUCAACUUGCUCUAAAAAGAAAGCUGAUCGCAAGAGCUUCUGCACCAUCCACAGCACUGGCUAUCUGAAGAGCUGGCCUCCCACAAAGAUGGGCUUAGAUGAAGACAAUGAGCCUGAUAAUGAAGGCUGUAACCUCAGCUGCUUAGUGGCCAUUGGCCGAUUACAUCCUCAUAUUGUCCCUCAACCCAUGAACGGGGACAUCCGGGUGAAGCCGACAGAGUAUGUCUCGCGCCAUGCCAUUGAUGGGAAGUUUGUCUUUGUGGACCAAAGGGCCACAGCCAUUCUUGCUUAUCUACCUCAAGAGCUGCUGGGCACGUCGUUCUAUGAGUAUUUCCAUCAGGAUGACAUCGGACAUCUUGCUGAAUGCCAUAGACAGGUACUGCAGAUGAGAGAGAAGAUCAACACUAACUGUUACAAGUUCAAGAUUAAAGAUGGUUCUUUUAUAACGUUAAGAAGUCGCUGGUUCAGUUUCAUGAACCCUUGGACCAAAGAAGUAGAAUACAUCGUCUCGACUAAUACCGUCGUCUCAGGCAGUUCUCUUGAUGGAGCAGAACCUGGUUAUCCUCAGCUCACCGCCUCCCCCCAGAGUAUGGAUAGCGUCCUUACAGCUGGUGACAGCACAGGGAAGACUGUCCCUGGAAUCCCUGGAGGCACAAGACCCGGAGCAGGAAAGAUCGGCCGCAUGAUUGCUGAGGAAGUGAUGGAGAUACAGAGGAUAAGAGGCUCAUCCCCAUCUAGUUGUGGUUCAAGCCCCCUUAACAUCACCAACAGCACCCCUCCUCCUGACACAUCCUCACCGGGGGGAAGAAAGAUUUCAAACGGUGGAACUCCUUCAGACAUUCCUUCAGCAGGGAUGGUGUCAGGCCAGGACAGCAUAGGAUAUCCUUACUCUAACAGCUCGAUUUUAAGUGAUAAUUCACACAUCGGUAUCGGUGACAUCAUGGACGAGCCGGGCUCCAGCAGCCCCAGCAGUGAUGAGGCUGCCAUGGCCAUCAUCAUGAGCCUGCUGGAGGCGGACGCAGGUCUGGGAGGUCCCGUGGACUUUAGUGACCUGCCCUGGCCGCUUUGAGAUCCCCGAAGGAGACAUUUACCCAUCAUGUGUACAAUCCAUCUCAACGGCGUUCGAACCAGCUAUGACCCUGACAAUCAACACGUUUUUUUUUUUUCUUUUUUUGGUGACGUUGCAUUUGUUUGUGUCACGGUGCCUCAGGUAGCUCCACCCACAGCAAGUUCUCAUUGGUCCACCACCUCAUUCCACAGCUGUAUGUUCAAAUGUGUCAAACAUAGACUGUUAAAAAAUGGAUGACGUGUGUCCACUUUUUUCUGCUACAGGAAAGUGAAGCCAAAACAUCUUAAUUUGGAGCCCAAGCGUAGUACUGGAGCUGUGGUAUCAAAGUCCACCCAAAAUCAGGCAGACCCAAUCACAAGCUCAUAAUCAUGACACCAUACCCCUUUUUUAUAAAAUCAAAUAAUGAACUGAAAGCAAACUUUCAAAAGCAAAUGAACAUACGGCAGCAUGAUAGAAAGUACCUAAAAGUAUACCAAAAAGUGAUGGAAAGCACCUAAAAUAAUGGACACCAUCUUUGGGAAAAAUAUAUCUUUAGUGUAGUUUGAUUUUUUUACAUCAGCUUAUGACCCAUUUGUUUACAUGGUGAGGGUGUGAAUUAUGACCUAUACUGCAACCAACCACCAGGGGGCGAUUGAAAUGUUUUGGCUUCACUUUUCAGGACGUGUGCAGCACACUUGGUGUCAAAUAAAUGAUACUGUCACUCUUUCACUUUUUCAAAAAUUGGUUUAUAGCACCUGGUUUGGACACAAUGUUAGAUCGCUCAACAUUAUCAUUGCUGGUAUGGUCUAAAGAUAUUGUUUCAGUUCACAGAAUGGAGCACUUAAUGUCAAACAACUAAAAACCACAAAACCUUGAGCUUACAGAUUUUUUUUUUUUUAUAUCCACCUCAGCAUUUCUGAUCUUUUCUGAUAUUUCCUUAUUAAAGAAAUCAAAUGUGUACCAUAGAUAUGUGUAAUCUAAAAUGUAUGAGUUAUUUUAUCUGAAUGUAUAUGAUUUAACUGAACCGAAAGGGCAACAACAUAUUUUUUAAAAUAAAAGUAUUUCGUUCUCUUUA